AUGGAAAAUAUGCUCCUCGGGCUGUACUGCUGCGACUCGCAGCUAUGUGGCGUUGACAAUAUUGGACUGCCUGGUUUUGACCCCAACGUCGACUUUUUAAUCAACGUUUGCUCAAGUCUAGGAUUUGAACCGAUUAGGGACCCUGGGCCACCACCAGCAACGCAUCUCUUCGUCUUCGCAAAGGACCUCCUCCUCCAUUACGUCUUCGCCGACAACGGACAGUGCAAGUCUGACAACCACGGACAGUUCAGCUUCGACGACGGAGAGAACCACAACUUCGACGUCAGAGGGGAGUAUAACUUCGACGACAACCCAGAGUUCAACAUCGGCUACAGAUUCCUCGGGCAGCACAACAGCUACAAGUACUGUCAUGACGAGUAUCAGUGGAACUGCAGCCGCACCACCCCGAAUAUCCUCUCUGGAGGAUCCGCGGCUAACGGAGAACAUCUCCGGACCCAGAGACGAUGCCCCAGGCGGGUUAUCGACAACGGCAAAGAUAAUCAUUGCUGCGGCCGUCGGCGGCGCGAUACUGGUGGCAAUUAUUGCUGUCCUCUGGCACUGCCGAUAUCGCAGAAAGAGCAGAGAGCCAGAACCGUCCAUGGAGAGAGAACCAAGCCUGAUCCUAGUGCCGUCAAUUUCUCCCACUUCUCCGUUCGCGUCUCCAUCCCCAUCUUAUCUGGGGCAUGA
Messenger RNA from Akanthomyces muscarius, 687 nucleotides. RefSeq lists its product as uncharacterized. The record is from RefSeq and is a predicted model, not a curated record. The transcript is spliced from 4 exons. The coding region runs from base 1 to 687 and encodes 228 amino acids. Lineage: Eukaryota; Fungi; Ascomycota; Sordariomycetes; Hypocreales; Cordycipitaceae.